Molecule: messenger RNA, 534 nt
Organism: Solanum pennellii
Lineage: Eukaryota; Viridiplantae; Streptophyta; Magnoliopsida; Solanales; Solanaceae
Exons: 1
Coding region: 1-534 (177 amino acids)
Source: RefSeq, a predicted model, not a curated record
AUGGUUACACCAUGGCCUUCUAUACUCACUGUUGGGAGGUUGUUUGGGAGGAAGUCAUUGUUGCAGCAACAAAUUUCCAAGAGAGAUGUUUCUUUAAGAAAAGCUUCCCUAUGUGGCGUUAAUUCCCAAAAAGUUGGGUGCAAAGAAACUCACAGAUUUAAACCCAUUAGCUUAAUUGGUAGUGUGUAUAGAAUAAUCUCCAAUGUGUUAACUGAGAGGCUUAAAAAGGUUAUGCACAAGAUAGUGGACACACAACAACUUUCUUUUAUUAAAGGAAGACAGAUCAUGGAUGCUAUUUUGAUGGCUAAUGAAGGUUUGGAUUUUAGGAUCAGAAGCAAGGUCCCAGGCAUUUUAUGCAAGUUAGACAUUAAGAAAGCAUAUGACCAUCUCAACUGGAAUUUUUUGCUGGAGACCUUAUCCAGAAGAGGUUUUGGUGGUACAUGGAUGAGAUGGAUAAAGUUUUGUAUCAGUACUGUGAAAUAUUCUGUUCUCAUCAAUGGCUCUCCUACAGGUUUCUUCUCUUCACAGAGAUGA